UGCGAACGAGCGCACACACUACUGAGAACGGAGCCCAGACCAGAGCAAUCAGAGCCCCGGCCGAAAGCAACCGAUCGGCUCUCGCGAGUCGCGACGGCGUGACAACACAAGAGGCCGGGGCGCCUGUCGAUCGAUCCUUCCUUUAUAUCCCCCCAGCGGCUGCCCAGACGAGCGAGGCUAGCUUUAGAGGAGACAGAAGAGGAGAGAGCCAUCACGACAACUAACCCCAGCUGCCACCCGCCACCGUGCCGGUUACAUGGGUGGCCGUGGCCGGAAGGCGGUCGUCACCGGGUUCUACGUCUGGGGCUGGGAGUUCCUCACCGCCCUCCUCCUCUUCUCCGCCUCCUCCUCCUAGCUAGCUAGCAAGCUAACCUGUCGCCGGCCGGUAAUUAUACCACCCAGCAGUAUUAAGCCAGUAACUAGUUGAAAUUAAGCAGUUAAUUAGGUGAUAGACGAUCGAUGGCCGGGGCGGCAGCGGCGCAGCAGAAGAGAGGAGGUGGCGGGAGGGGAUCGGCUGGCAGCGGUGGUGGUGGGCCGGCGCCGUUCCUGACGAAGACGCACCAGAUGGUGGAGGAGCGCGGGACGGACGAGGUGAUCUCUUGGGGGGAGGAAGGCCGGUCGUUCGUGGUGUGGAAGCCCGUGGAGCUCGCCCGCGACCUCCUCCCGCUGCACUUCAAGCACUGCAACUUCUCCUCCUUCGUCCGCCAGCUCAACACCUACGGUUUUCGUAAGGUGGUGCCUGACCGAUGGGAGUUCGCGAACGAAAACUUCCGGAGAGGCGAGCAAAGCCUGCUCUCCGGCAUCCGUCGCCGGAAGGCGGCGGCGACGACGACGACUCCCCAGUCCUCUAAAUCCUGCGGCAGCGGCGGCGGCGUAAACGUCGCGUUCCCUCCGCCACUACCGCACACUCUGCCUCCCGCGUCUGCCAGCACGUCCGGCAACGACCACAGCUCUUCGUCGGGGGCGUCCUCGCCGUCACGUCACCCGGACCUCGCCAGCGAUAACCAGCGGCUCAGGAAGGCCAACCACACGCUGGCCCUGGAGCUGGCCCUGGCGCGGCGACGCUGCGAGGAGCUCCUCGGCUUCCUCUCCCGCUUCCUCGACGUUCGCCAGCUCGACCUCCGGCUGCUGAUGCACGAUGAAGACAUGAUGCAGGGCGCGGUCGCCCGCGAAAGGUGCCAAGAGCGGCAGGCCGGGUGCGAGGAGAAGACCGUGAAGCUGUUCGGCGUGCUCCUUAAGGACGCGCCGGCGAGGAAGAGGGCGCGGUGCGACGAGGCAGCGGCCAGCGAGCGGGCGUCCAUCAAGAUGAUCAGGAUGGGUGAGCCAUGGGUCGGCGUGCCUGUGCCACCCGCCGGUCCGGCGCGAUGAGGCGCGCACGUGCUCUGAUUGUGUGCACGCAUGAGUGGCUACGUUGAUGGUAAGAACACGGUUUGCAUCAACGUUGUGCUUAAUUAGGCAAACUAAGAGAAGUAAACUAGGGAGUAAGGACACAAGAGUUCCAAACAUAAUUGAGUUAUGGGAAAGUAGGAAAAUUGGAAGACGAAGAGCGCGGAGGAGCUCAUGCUGAUCGAAGCGGCGCAGCUGCUGGCGCUUGCUCUGUGUUGUUCCGAACUUCCGAUUAUACACAUAAUAAAGGUCUGGAGAGUAUAAUGCUAGCUAGUUCGACGAGGUGUGAGCAAAAUUGAUCAUGUAGUUUCAUGGUGAAAUACAUACUUAUUUGUUUUCUGUGUGCCGAUCGAACUCAGUGAUGUGGCAGUUGAUGUUUGCUACACUACUCACUAGGAUGUGACAGUGUACUAAUUCCGUCAUGUCGUCCGAGAAUAAAAAAGAAAUGAACUUCUCCUUCUCUGGGA
Messenger RNA from Brachypodium distachyon (stiff brome), 1853 nucleotides. RefSeq names its product heat stress transcription factor B-1. The record is from RefSeq and is a predicted model, not a curated record. Bases 460 to 1368 code for a protein of 302 amino acids. NCBI's taxonomy places the organism in Eukaryota, Viridiplantae, Streptophyta, Magnoliopsida, Poales, Poaceae. Gene Ontology annotation, biological process: regulation of transcription by RNA polymerase II. Gene Ontology annotation, molecular function: RNA polymerase II cis-regulatory region sequence-specific DNA binding; DNA-binding transcription factor activity. Gene Ontology annotation, cellular component: nucleus. The transcript is spliced from 2 exons.